Saprolegnia parasitica CBS 223.65 is the source of this 312-nucleotide messenger RNA. RefSeq lists its product as hypothetical. Lineage: Eukaryota; Oomycota; Saprolegniomycetes; Saprolegniales; Saprolegniaceae. The record is from RefSeq and is a predicted model, not a curated record. Gene Ontology annotation, biological process: DNA-templated transcription. Bases 1 to 312 code for a protein of 103 amino acids. The transcript has 2 exons.
AUGCUCAAAUUCAACCUUCGGGACCCGAAGAACGCACUGCUUCGCACGCGCCUCUUCCAGGGCGAUCCCGGAGUCGACACGCUUGUCCGUAUGCGGUCCAGUGACAUGGCCAACCCGCUCUUGGUUCAGCAGCGCAAGGAGUGGAUCAAGAAGCGGACGCGCGAGGUCACGCGGAAUAUGCGCGAUCUCUCUGGCUUCAUGUACUCGACGGACUUGUUCAACUGUCCGUCCUGUGGUAGCAACGAGACGCAGCACAGCCAGGGCCGGCGUAAAGCCAUGGCUGACCGAUGUCCGUACCGGUGGCAAGUUUAG